Clupea harengus (Atlantic herring) is the source of this 675-nucleotide messenger RNA. RefSeq lists its product as uncharacterized. NCBI's taxonomy places the organism in Eukaryota, Metazoa, Chordata, Actinopteri, Clupeiformes, Clupeidae. Bases 1 to 675 code for a protein of 224 amino acids. The transcript has 8 exons. The record is from RefSeq and is a predicted model, not a curated record.
AUGUCUACCUGUUCCGUUCAAGACCUGGCAGCACUUUCUGCUACCAGGGGUUCACACCUGCUGUUUGAUACGUGCGCACCAAGUUGUCCUGAAAAAGCUGACGUCUGCGAUGGAGACGGAAACGAUGUAUUUACAGAGAUUGUAUUCCCCACGGGGUAUGAUGAUCUGGAUACAGGAGAGGACAUCUGGAACUCCACAGAUCUAAGCCUGGAUGAGAAAAGAGACUUGGUGGCACUUCUACAGAGCAAGAACCGCCAGAUGAAGAUCAAUGCUGAUCUGCAGGAGGCUUUCAAUGCACGUGAGGACUCAAAUGAUGACCUGGAAAUUCAAAACAUUGCUCUCAAGGACCACAUCAAAAGUUUGAAUCAGUCUGUUCUGGAUAGAGAACAAUUAGUGCAUGAAAUGGAUGAUAUUCAUGCUGCACUUGCUGAGAAGGAGAGGGACACUAACAGCCUUACAGCCAGCAUCAGAAAGCUGGAAAAAGAGAAAAAAGCCAUGACUGACCAGAUUACAUCCAUCAACAAUGAGAUGUCUGAUAUUUUGCCAAAGAGAGAAACGGACAAGAAAAAGAUAACUGAUAUGAGUCAAGUGGUUCAGGCUUUCGAGCAAGCGAUCGAGGAGGUGAGAGUGCAGCUUGCUGAAACAGAUGAAAUAAUUCACCAAAGUAGUGUCUAG